AUGAAGAAACGGAACAACGACUACCUGAUGCCGAACCCAACGCCGCACAUGUUCACAAGCUGUGUACUGACACAGAAGCUAUGCACACAUGCACAUGAUACGUCUCUAAAUCCAACUAGAGGUCCGAAUGUACCAUUAUUAGAUUCCCUACCUCCUAUCAGGCCCGACGUGGCUCGAUACACAGAGGUCAUUCACACCGUAGCUGUACCCCACUCUAGACCACUGGGACACGUCGAUUUCUAUCCAAACGGUGGAAACAACAUGCCUGGAUGUGGCGGACAGAGUGCUUGCAAUAAAUUAAGUUCCCGAUACUCUUUUUGCAAGCGCCAUGAGGGCCGUGAUCAUGGCGCGGAAAUAUCGGGAGCUCGAGAAGUGCAAGAUGAUAGCAUUCCCGUAUUAAACUAUCGCUCUAGUAAUCUAGAUAAAGCAUAA
Molecule: messenger RNA, 432 nt
Organism: Diatraea saccharalis (sugarcane borer)
Lineage: Eukaryota; Metazoa; Arthropoda; Insecta; Lepidoptera; Crambidae
Source: the annotation of a GenBank genome assembly